Molecule: messenger RNA, 378 nt
Organism: Cooperia oncophora
Lineage: Eukaryota; Metazoa; Nematoda; Chromadorea; Rhabditida; Trichostrongylidae
Source: the annotation of a GenBank genome assembly
AUGCAGACAUUUUGCAACUACGUAACCAGCGUCAGCGAAAAGGACAGAAAGGAUGGAUCUCUUCGAGAAUGGUCGAUGUCAUCAGGGACUGUGCUGAACUCUCUUACCGGAAUUCCUCAUGAUUUGAGCAGAACCGGCUCAUUUAUCUACGCCGGUGGUACGACCGUCACGCCACAAGAAACAUUUAUUCUGUCCACAAAAGUCCCUCUGGAACUUAAGGAAGCAGCUCGUCUCGACUUUUUUGUCUAUCAAGCAGCCACCCGAAGGUCAAUUCAGAUUCACUUCGUAGCUGAUGAACUACAAGACAACUAUGCCAUCGGACUGGAUAAUAUCCAGUUGCUUAACAAACAUGGAAUGUCUGCUUUGUCCUGCAAGUGA